Messenger RNA from Camellia sinensis, 906 nucleotides. NCBI's taxonomy places the organism in Eukaryota, Viridiplantae, Streptophyta, Magnoliopsida, Ericales, Theaceae. The record is from RefSeq and is a predicted model, not a curated record.
AUGGAUCUUGAUGCGAAUGGGGUUGUAUUUGAGGAAGCUUGGAGUAAGAUGGUUAGAAAAUAUGGCCUUCAAAAUAACAAGUGGGUAUUAGACACCUACAACAACAAAGGCAUGUGGGCUCAGUCAUAUUUGCGUGGUCAUUUUUUUGCUGGAAUGAAGAGCAGUCAGCGUUGUGAGGGUAUGCAUGCUUUUUUCAAUGAGCACCUCAAACGAAAAAUGAAACUAUUCGAAUUUGUUAGAUGUUUUGACAUGGCCCUUUAUCGGUUACGGAACAAAGAAGCGGAUGCCGAGGCAAAAACUGACAACAGUGAUCCUUGUCUUACCACAGCACUUCAACCUCUAGAGAAACAUGCAGCAACCAUCUUUACCAGACGUUUGUUCUUAAUGUUCCGUAAUGAAAUAAUUGAGGAAGCAUUGUUGAUUUUUGAUGGAAGGAAAGAGGAGUUCGAUCAUCGCAUAUACAAAUUUUCAAAGUACACUGAAUUUGGUUCCACAUGGGAAGUGUCAUACCAUCCCGCAACUAGCAUAAUGAAAUGUAGCUGCAAAAAGUUUGAGUUCUUUGGACUUCCUUGCAGCCACAUGAUUUCUGUGAUGAAAUGCGAACACAUGACUGAAAUUCUCCCAAGUUGUGUGAUGUAUCGUUGGACAAAGCAAGCAAGAAAGGUUGGAUUUGAAGAGGCUAGGAAUGCAUUUUUCACUAUGACAUGUCGGAUGAAGCAGCUUUGCAUGGCCAAGGGAACUAAUGUUGAUGAAGGAAAAAGUUCACUGCCGCCAUUUGGGGUUGGGGAUCCGAAAGUAGUGAACACGAAGGGGAAUACUGGGGGAUCCUACAUGGCUAAACCUCGAAAGCCAAGGCGAUGCCAAUGUUGCAGUCUUGGCAUUUCUGUUCUCUUUAAUGAUUGGUGA